UGAAGGCACAACAUCCGCUCGUCGCUUUUGUACACAGCAGACAACUAGUUGUUACAGUUUAUCUUUUAAAACUAAUUCUUUGAAAUGAUUUCUAAAAAGAAACGGUCUGCGCACACCGACAGCUGGGUUGUCAUUGCUCCAGAUUCAGCACUAGACACUGGCAGGUCUAUCGACAGUGAUCCUUCCUUCAUUAAACUAAAGAAUCCUUCUACAGGAAGUUCUUCGCUGUACCUGUUUGGCUGUGGCGAUUUGAGUGUUUAUGAAGUAAAAGCCUUUUCUGAAGCCUUCCGGUCUUGGUUUAUUGGACAGACGGUGCAAAGAGAUGGUAGACUACUGUACGUGACUCCCAUGGAUCCUUUGUUUCUGCUGUUGCCAUAUAUUAGCAGUGUUGGCACAGAGGGAAAGUUCCAGCCGGUGAAGCAGAUGGUUAUGGAUGAGGAUUAUCCCGGAUGCACAAGACUUCUGCAAUGCAAACAGGGCCUGGACUCCCUUCAUCAUGUGGCUGAUGAGAAAGAGGUUGGUGGUCAAAAGUAUCACAGAUAUAACCAGGAGAAGACCUUGGAAUGGCUUAAGAAAAAGGUUCAGCGGACCGUGAAUGCACUCAAAAAGAGUAACAUCUCUGUAGGUGGAGGAGUGAAGUCCAGCACAUUUGUCAGAGUCAAACAUGAAGAUGCUUCUGAAGAGGAAUACUUGCGUUAUGGACAUGGUCUCAUAUCAGAGUACAUCAGUGAAGACUUGAGCAAAGAUCUCCUCAAGCAUCUGGAGUUGCCAGAGAUUUCCAGCCCGAAAGAAGCAGAGCCACCUUCUAAGAAACGGAAACUGUCAGAUAAACCAAUAGAGGCUGGAGAAGACUACACCAAGUUCAACAGUGCUGAUUUUGCACGAAAACCACAAAAGAAGAUGACUGCGGCUCAGAAGAGUCUUGCUAAAGCAGACAAGACUGGCAUGAAGAGUUUGGCAUCGUUCUUCAGUCCCAAAGUCAAACAAGAGAAGAACUGAGUGAGUGUUUGUGUGAGUGAGUGUCAAAACAUGUUUGCUAAUAAAAUAAUAAAGGCUUUCUGCUGUUUCUUUUCCA
Molecule: messenger RNA, 1075 nt
Organism: Danio aesculapii
Lineage: Eukaryota; Metazoa; Chordata; Actinopteri; Cypriniformes; Danionidae
Gene: rnaseh2b
Product: ribonuclease H2, subunit B
Exons: 11
Coding region: 85-999 (304 amino acids)
Biological process (GO): RNA catabolic process; ribonucleotide metabolic process
Cellular component (GO): ribonuclease H2 complex; nucleoplasm
Source: RefSeq, a predicted model, not a curated record